AUGUACAAAACUAGACUUUUCAUAUUGACAAGAGCACUAGAGAGGCCAUCUUUGCUCCGUCAUAACCCACUUUUUAGGCCUACGAGACAGGCAUACUCGUCGCUUCGUAGACCUCGUCAGCCAGGUCCGCGCAGUCGAGUUUUGAAUCAUGUAGAGCCUAUUCGUAACAAGCCAAUUCGACAUACCGUAGAGGAAGUUGCUCCCAAGAUUGCGACAGAAGAGGCCUUGUUAUACGAGAAACCGGCACCCUCUCAAGACGCACACGCUACCAUCGAUACGCUUGUAGAAGUGCCCAUCGACAAGGAACACCAGGUUGUCAAGCCUGAUUCUCGAGGAGCAGCUUUAUUAACACAAUCUGCAUUGGUUGUUGGCAGAGAACUGGAAAUGAUGAAUGUGUUUUUGGGCUACGAACAAGCCAAUCGAUACAAGAUCAUGGAUCCUCAAGGCAAUCAUAUUGGUUAUAUUGCUGAAGAGGAAGGAUUUGGCAAAUCUAUCAGCAGACAACUCUUGCGAACACACCGCAAGAUGAACGCUACCAUCUUAAAUACUCAGGGUGAAGUCGCUUUCAAGAUUGUUCGUCCUUACUCUUUGUUCAAUAGUCGCAUCUUUAUUUACACAGCUGAUGAUGAGCUUGUUGGCGAAGUGCAACAACGAUGGAACCUAGUGCGCAGAAAAUAUGAUUUGUUUGUGGGAACAAACCAGUUUGCCUCGAUUGACACACCUUUCUUGGGCUGGGAUUUCAACCUGCAAGAUGAACAUGGCGGUACUCUGGGUAAUGUCAGUCGUAACUUUGUAGGCUUUGCAAGAGAGAUCUUUACAGACACUGGCGAGUAUGUGCUUCGUAUGGACGCUGUAGACGGUAAUUCUCGAGGCAUGACAUUAGAUGAACGAGCAGUGACAUUGGCUUGCGCUGUUUCUAUCGAUUUUGAUUACUUUUCAAGACAUUCGAGCCAUGGUGGUGGCGGGUUCAUGCCUUUCCCAAUGUUUGGCAUGGGCGAAGGCGGAGCAAAUCAAGAAGAGGAUGCAGGUGCUGCAGCUGGUGGAGCAGCGGGCGUAGGCACAGGAGCAGCCAUGGGGGGAGGUGUUGGUGGGAGUGGCAGUGCUGGAGGAGAGCCCAUGCCUCCACCUCCACUUUCGGAACCCAACACCAACGAAUGGGGAGAUCCAUGGUUAACCGAUGAACAAGCUGGUGUCAGUAACCCAGACGACCAAGGUAGUUUCUUUGACACCUUGAGCGACUUUUUCGGUGAUAGCGACCCAUAA
Messenger RNA from Mucor velutinosus, 1263 nucleotides. RefSeq lists its product as uncharacterized. Gene Ontology annotation, cellular component: plasma membrane. Lineage: Eukaryota; Fungi; Mucoromycota; Mucoromycetes; Mucorales; Mucoraceae. The record is from RefSeq and is a predicted model, not a curated record. Gene Ontology annotation, biological process: plasma membrane phospholipid scrambling. The coding region runs from base 1 to 1263 and encodes 420 amino acids. The transcript is spliced from 4 exons. Gene Ontology annotation, molecular function: phospholipid scramblase activity.